Molecule: messenger RNA, 2389 nt
Organism: Mobula hypostoma (lesser devil ray)
Lineage: Eukaryota; Metazoa; Chordata; Chondrichthyes; Myliobatiformes; Myliobatidae
Product: protein IWS1 homolog
Exons: 15
Coding region: 127-2379 (750 amino acids)
Biological process (GO): poly(A)+ mRNA export from nucleus
Cellular component (GO): nucleus
Source: RefSeq, a predicted model, not a curated record
GCACGCACGCGCAGUAUGUUGGAGUAUGUAGGCCGGAGCGUCGGUUACCAUUUUACAAGUACACAUCGGAAUAACGGUGUGUAGGGUCGAGAUUGAAUUAAAGCGGGCUGGUACUUGUCCGUAGGCAUGGAUUUGGAGGAUGAGUACUUCCCAGAUGGAGAGGAUGAUGGUGGAGCAACGCCAGUACAGGAUGAACAUAAUUCAGGCUCAGAUGAUCAGGAAGACCCAACUGAACACUGUGCAGCAUCUGAAGGCAGCAGUGUAGGUCACCAUACUGAGGACGAAAGUCACAAGGAAGAUCAGAGUGAUGCAGAAGACAGUGAUGGUCCUGGCCAUCCAGAAAGCAGAGAGGAAAAUAAUGUUAGCUCUGAUUCUGAGAGUGAAAAAAACAAAAAUGUUUGCAAUAUUGAACAAUCAGAUGAUGAAGCAGGUAACGAUAAAGAGAAUCACUUCACAAAUGAAGGAAGUGGAGGAGAACCUGAAGGGAGCCACGAUCAACUGAAUGACACAGACAGUGAAAAGGAUGGAAGAAUGUCACCUGUACAGCACGAGAGCAGAGGAGCCAGUGAUAAUGACAGUCCUGGACCUCUCACGGCUUCCAAAAGUGAUGAUGAGCAGGAGGAGAAUAAAAAAACAGUGAAAAGGAAGAAGCCAGUACUUCCUGAUAGUGAGGAUGAGAAAGAAGUACGGAAUAAUUCUGCAAAGAAAACACGCUUGAUGUCAGACAGUGAGGAUUCGGACAGUGACGUUGCUCCCACCAAGAACACUGUCAUUGACUCUGAUAGGGAGGAAUCAGAUAGUGAAUCUGGUGACACAAAGAGAAAGCAGGCUGUCUCAGGAAGCCAGGAGUCAGACAGUGAAGCUGAUGUUGCUCCAGUAAAGAGGAUAAUUUCAGAUGAUGAUUCUGACAGCAGCGUGAACACUUCAAAAGCCAAGCAUGUAGCCUCUGAUGAUGACUCUGGCAGUGACUCAAAUACGCGUGUAAAAAAGCAGGUUGUUUCUGAUGCUGAGGAUUCUGAUAGCAAUGUGGGUGUAAGGAAAAAGCGGGUCUUCUCGGAUGGCGAUGGUUCAGAGAGCGAUUCUGCUCCGAAGGAAAAGCGCAUUGUUUCAGACGAUGAGGACUCCAACUCAGACAGUGAUACAGCUGCUAAGAAAAAACGCAUCCUUUCUGCUGGUGAGGAUUCCGACAGUGAUGCUGCACCAGGAAAAGAGUCCAAGGCUAUGUUAUCUGACAGUGAUGAAGAAAAUAAGCAGCCUGCUCAGAAAGCUGAAUCCGGUCUGUUUGGCAGUGACAGUGAAUCUGAGGAUGAGACUGGUGUUGGAAACUUGAUAGCUGACAUUUUUGGUGAAUCGGAUGAUGAAGGGGAAGAGUUUACAGGUUUUAACCAGGAAGAUCUAGAUGGUGAAAAAGCUGCACAGGAGGCAGAGAGAAAGAAAAUAGUUGCUGAAGAGUCAGACUCGGACAAUGAAGUUAGAGGAAAAGGGUUAGAUUCAGACUUUGUUUCUGAUUUUGAGAUGAUGCUACAGAAGAAGAAAGAUCAGAACCGGAGGCGGCGGCGAAAUCGUGAUGGUGGUACUUUCAUCAGUGAUGCGGAUGAUGUGGUUAGCGCUAUGAUCACCAAGAUGAAUGAAGCAGCAGAAGAAGAUAGACAACUCAAUGGCCAAAAGAAGCCAGCUUUGAAGAAACUGACCCUUCUCCCCACAGUCGUAAUGCAUUUGAAAAAACAGGAUUUGAAGGACACUUUUAUUGAUAGUGGGGUGAUGUCUGCUAUAAAGGAAUGGCUCACACCCUUGCCAGACAAGAGUUUGCCACAUCUCAAGAUCCGUGAGGAGUUGCUAAAGAUACUACAAGAGUUGCCCAGUGUGAGUCAGGAGACUCUGAAGCAUAGUGGGAUUGGACGUUGUGUGAUGUACUUGUAUAAACAUCCCAAGGAAAAUAGAAGCAACAAAGAACUUGCUGGAAAGCUCAUCAAUGAGUGGUCAAGACCCAUUUUUGGCCUGACAUCAAAUUAUAAAGGGAUGACGCGGGAGGAACGAGAGCAGAGAGACAUUGACCAGAUGCCAAUGCGACGCCGUUUGAGCAGUUCUGGUGGGCAGACCCCUCGCAGAGAUCUGGAGAAGGUGUUAACAGGAGAGGAAAAAGCACUUCGACCUGGUGAUCCCGGAUUCUGUGCAAGAGCCAGAGUGCCGUUACCGUCAAACAGGGAUUAUGUUGUUAGACCAAAGUGGAAUGUAGAAAUCGAGGCAAGCAGGGGAGCAGUAAAGAAAACAUUGAAUCGUCUUGACAAGCAAAUGCGCCGAUUUCAAGAUAUCAAGAAAAUGACCAAGUCAUCUCGGGCAGUAAAAAUCAGCAUUGAAGGCAAUCGUAUGCCUCUGUAAUGCAUACUUA